Sinocyclocheilus rhinocerous is the source of this 2298-nucleotide messenger RNA. RefSeq names its product inositol polyphosphate multikinase-like. The transcript has 6 exons. Lineage: Eukaryota; Metazoa; Chordata; Actinopteri; Cypriniformes; Cyprinidae. Gene Ontology annotation, biological process: inositol phosphate biosynthetic process. Gene Ontology annotation, cellular component: nucleus; cytoplasm. Gene Ontology annotation, molecular function: inositol tetrakisphosphate kinase activity; inositol-1,4,5-trisphosphate 3-kinase activity. The record is from RefSeq and is a predicted model, not a curated record. The coding region runs from base 370 to 1497 and encodes 375 amino acids.
GCGGAAACAAACAGCGAAGCGUUCGCAGAAGAACUGCGUGUUUCCGUGCGAUAUGACUUACUCCGCAAGAAUACCGUGUCGAUCUUUGUGCUCCGCUCGUUCCUUAACUACCAUCUCGUACCAAUUACCGCGGGAGGAGUGUAAACAUCUCUGAAGUCAGGAAGUGGGAUGUGGCCCAGGUGAAAAGCUCGUUAUAUGGUCGCGAGCGUGGGCGCCGUGACUGAUGGCACGCGAUCGGUCACACACAUCAGGAUGACGCGUCGAGGGCGUGCGUUCAAUAUGUGAAUUCGAGCGUGGAGGACAGUAGUUUAGAGAAACAACGAGCCGUUGCAGUGAAGUCUUAGGUGUGAGUGUCAGCUCAGCAUCAUAAUGGACUCGUCUGUGGCGCUGGGAAGGCUGGAGCUCGCGCGUCCGUUAAUGACCCGCGGCUCGUGUUUACCUGAGGGCGCGCAGAGCGCUCACCUGAACGGCUGCGUGCCGCUCUCUCAUCAGGUGGCCGGACACAAGUACGGCGUUGAUAAAGUGGGUAUCUUGCAACAUCCUGAUGGUACGGUCCUAAAACAGCUGCAGCCUCCCCCAAGAGGACCCAGAGAGAUGCAGUUCUACAGUAUGGUGUAUGCUGAAGACCACUGCGACCCCUGUCUUGUAGACCUCCAAGCGCACCUUCCCAAGUACUAUGGCACGUGGUCCUCACCAGAUGCUCCCACAGACCUGUACCUCAAGCUGGAAGACGUGACACGCAGGUUUCAGAAGCCAUGCAUUAUGGACGUGAAGAUUGGCCAGAAGAGCUAUGACCCCUUCGCUUCACAGGAGAAACGGGAACAGCAGAUCAGGAAAUACCCACUGAUGGAGGAGAUCGGCUUCUUGGUUCUGGGGAUGAGGGUGUAUAAAGUUGGCUCAGACAGCUUUGACACAUAUGACCAGCAUUAUGGAAGAGGUCUCGUGAAGGACACAAUCAAGGAAGGUUUAUCCAAGUUCUUCUACAACGAUGACAUUCUCCGCAAAGAUGCCAUCACUGCCAGCAUCCUCAAAGUCCAGAAGAUCCUUCAGUGGUUUGAGGGCCAGAGUCGGUUCAACUUUUAUGCAAGCUCUCUGCUCUUCGUCUACGAGGGCGUCUGCGUGCCCAGUCUCGUCUCUCAGACCCUACGGGAGAGCCCAAUCGCACCCGAGGCCUGUGAGCAGAACAACAACAUCGAUCAGAGCCUCUCCACCAUGUACUCCCUGCACAAGAAAGGCUGCGGCCGGAGCCACUACCAAGCCAAACAGGACAAUGGCGUUUGGAGCUCCUCGCAGCAGCCCAACGGCAACCGCGGCUUGGCAAGACUGGAAGAGGACAGGAAAGAGAGCAAGAGCGAAGCGGGACAGGAAACGGUCAGUGACGUGGAGGUAAAGAUGAUUGACUUUGCACAUGUCUUCCCUAGUGACGUUCCCGACCAGGGUUACAUCUACGGCCUGAAGAACCUACUGAAGGUCCUGCAUCAGAUUCUGGAGGAGUGAUGGAGCGGUUCUUGUUGUUGAAGGUAUGAAUUGUGUAGCCACUUUCAUGUCUGUCCACCCGCCUUUCUCUAAUCUGCACUACCUACACCAUCAGUGGAGUAACAUGUUUGUAAUCCUUCGUCUAAUGUAUGUGCUUUAGUCUUUUAAAAGCUUUGUAUAGUUUAUGAUAUCUUACUCAGGUAAAUGAAUCUAUAAUGCUUGUAUAUUUAUCCUAACAAAGAAGAAACACUCUCAUCAUAUUAUGCAUCAGAUAUUGCGUAUUAGUUCCUGUUUCCAGAGCCAUUGCAGGAUUUUUUUUCUUUUUAACCUUUUAUUUUUUUAAAUCGAUGUAAUUGAAAAUAGGAAUUUCAUGAGUGAGGAUGUACGAAAAUAUAUUUGACGUUUCUUUUUCAUAUGCUGCCAGUAUGACCCUGCCUGUUUCAGACCUGUUGAAUUGUGAAUUUUAUCUCAAUUUUUUAAAUGUGAUUUGAAAAGAAUUAAACCUUUGUGUGUUCAUGUUCUGUGAUUACUGAUGCAAUAUGACUGAAAUAACAGUGAAAGUAGUGAAGUUGAGAUCAUUUAUUGUUUUUUAUUGUACAGCCCUUGAGGUUUGUCUACAUCAAAUGCCAAAGUUUCCAUUAAUGAAGUGAACUUGAAUUGUGAUUUUAAUAAUACAGUCUUUCUUUGGAAUACCAACCAAUUUACUUGGGUGUCCAGGUAUUUCAUUAAAUUGUUUGUACACAUUUAUUUGGUGACAGCAUAGGAUGUGAUAGGAACUAAAAAAGACAUUUAAAGGGUUAGUUCACCCAAAAAUGAAAAUUA